CCAAAAUGGAAAAAUUGCAAUAUUUCUCUAUUUUAUUCACUGGAGGAAAAGGUUGUGGAAAGAGUAUGAUGAUUGUUUGCUUUAUUAUGUUCUUCAUUGAAAUGGGAUAUGAACUUAAAGUUUCUGAACACAGAUCACCAAAGGAGGCAUUUGUUACAGCAGGAACUGAUGAUCAUGUCACAACAAAAUUUCAAGUUGCCAGAUUGGAGAAGAAGAUCAAUAACAAAACUAUUGUAUUAGAAUUGAUUGACUCUCCAGGAAUUGAAAAGAGUUACAAGGGUCAACCUUGGUAUGGAGACAUGAAGGAAACAUUCAAGAAAAUAAUGGAUGGUCAAGUGAGAGCCAACUCUUGUGUUUUCGAAGAAAGAAGGCAUACUCUCAAUUCAACUAAUCCAGAUGAAAACAUUCCAAAACCAAUGUUAGCACUUGUUUGUUCAAACCAAGCAUCAGUUGAAUCUGGAAAUGCCAACGAUCCAUUAUUGAACGUCCUGACGAAACAAUUACAAAAGAGGGCCUUCUCUGUUUCUACCAAAAUUGACCAAUCUAUGGAAAAGGAUGAUAAGAAAACAACAGUGUUAAAGUUCAAUAAUGGAAAAUUUGAAGAAGUUUUGAAUGAUAUUCGUUGUGUUGGUGAUCAGAAUGAUUUACAAUUCUUUUCACUUACAAAAGAAACCUAUUUCAAAUUUAAAGAUUGUGAUGAUAUUAUCAAGUUGCACACUGCCAGAUUCAUUCACAGUAUUCUUGAUAUGUAUAACAAAAAUUGCUAAAUGGGAUUCCUUUUUUCAAUUUUUAAAUAUUUUGUAAAUUAUUUUAAAAUUUAUUAAACAUUUAUUGUAUUUGUU
This is a messenger RNA of Naegleria gruberi, 842 nucleotides long. RefSeq lists its product as uncharacterized. Lineage: Eukaryota; Heterolobosea; Eutetramitea; Acrasida; Naegleriidae. The record is from RefSeq and is a predicted model, not a curated record. The transcript has a single exon. The coding region runs from base 6 to 767 and encodes 253 amino acids.